Messenger RNA from Acanthocheilonema viteae, 906 nucleotides. Lineage: Eukaryota; Metazoa; Nematoda; Chromadorea; Rhabditida; Onchocercidae. The record is from the annotation of a GenBank genome assembly.
AUGGCUUGUCAAUCCGGGAUCCGAGAAGAAUUGUGUGUUAAUUUCCAAGGUAAAGGUACGGAUGAUUGGCGUGCCGAUUUCAGACGUCAUUUGCCGGAUUGCAUUGAUGCAUUUGAACCAUGCUACAUUUUGUUUCGAAUCGAUGAACCAUAUGGAUGGAUUCUAAUGAGCUUUGCCGAUGAUCGUGCUCCUGUUCGUGAGAAAAUGGUUUUUGCUGCGACAUGGGCUACAUACGAGUAUCGUGUGACAGAUAAGAAAGAAAUGACAUUGGAAGCAUUUGAAAAAUGGCUUUCAAGUAAGGAAGAUCCCGGACCUAUGUCGGAACUUGAAAAAGAAUUUUAUAGUGCGCAUCAGGAGCAUAAAGUUACUGCACCGUCAGUUGUUGCAGCACAAACUGUCAGAGGUGUUUUCUUCCCAGUUGAUCGGGAUGCUGAAGAAGAAUUACGAAAGUUAGCUAGUCACGCAGUGAAUUAUGUUCAGUUAGCUGUUGAUACAUUGAAUGAAGCAAUCAAAUUGGAAUAUUCAAAAACGUCCAUCUCUCCCGAACAAUUGAAUGAGGUAAUACCGCGAGACAAGCCACGAUACCAUUUCUAUCGUUUCUCUCAUAAAUAUAACAAUGAAGAUUAUAAUAGUUUAUUUUUCAUCUAUUCAAUGCCUUCUUCUGGAUGUACAAUCAAAGAAAGGAUGCUUUAUUCAAGCUGCAAGCAACCGUUUUUACAAACUGCUUUGUCGGCUGCAAAUCUUUCGCCUGAUAAAAAGAUAGAAAUCGAUAGUAAAGAAUUGUUGACAUCAGAUAUUCUCAUUGAUUAUACUCAUCCAGCUCCACAAAUUAAAGAGAAAAAUUUUGCAAAACCACCGGGACCAUCACAAAGAGGAACACGACGUGUUACGAAAGCAGUCGGUUAA